Molecule: messenger RNA, 1005 nt
Organism: Lachancea thermotolerans CBS 6340
Lineage: Eukaryota; Fungi; Ascomycota; Saccharomycetes; Saccharomycetales; Saccharomycetaceae
Product: ketopantoate reductase family protein
Exons: 1
Coding region: 1-1005 (334 amino acids)
Biological process (GO): pantothenate biosynthetic process
Cellular component (GO): cytoplasm
Molecular function (GO): 2-dehydropantoate 2-reductase activity
Source: RefSeq, a predicted model, not a curated record
AUGCCGAACAAGCCAAAUGUCCUUCUUGUAGGGGCAGGUGGCGUAGGCGCCAUGGCUUCAUUCGCUUUAGAGUAUUCAGGGGAAUCCUCAGUGACCUCUGUGUUGCGAUCAGACUAUGCACAUGUUGUUGAAAACGGGUUUAAAAUUAAUUCCUGCGACUAUGGUCGGGGCAUACGUUAUAGGCCCAGUAACGUUGUCAACAGUAUUGAAGCUAGUAAGCAGUAUGGCCCUUUCGAUUAUGUUGUGUUAGCGACCAAAUGCAUUCCAGGGGUUUCGAGCAUGAUUGACAUCAUUGCACCAGCAGUUUCAAAAGAUACCGCGAUUGUUCUUAUCCAAAACGGCAUCGGAAUUGAGGACGAAGCUCUCUUUAAAUGCCCCGGCAACGUGAUAUUGAGCGGUGUCAGCAUGAUUGCAUCUUCAAACGUCAAAGGCCAUAUAGAGCAUUCGGAUCGAGAUUUCCUUAGCGUCGGAUAUUUUGAAAAUGUCAACCUCACCAACGAGCAUCAAGAAAAGGUGUGCAAAAGGUUUGUGAGCAUGUAUAAAAAUGAUAAGAACCAAUGUGUUUUUGACGAGAACGUUAAAUACUCGAGAUGGCGAAAGCUAGUUUAUAAUGCUUGUCUCAACCCUGUUUGUGCUCUCACUGAAGCAGAUGUUGGCCGUCUGGAGAUAUUUGGCGGCACCGACUCGAUAAUUCGCAAGGCAAUGAAAGAAGUCAUCGCUAUUGCAAAGUCAGAUGGCGUCGAGCUCUCUGAAGCGCUUAUGGAUUUCAUGAUUAGGUCAAAGGAUCCAGUCUAUUACAGGCCCUCCAUGCUCGUUGACAUUGAUAAAGGAAACCCGCUUGAAGUUGAGGUUAUUUGUGGAAACCCGGUCAGAAUUGCGAAGAAAAACGGAGUUGAAGCUCCAUACUUAACUUUGAUCUAUGAUCUGCUUAAAGUGGUUCAAGGGAGGAUUAUGGAAAAAAGGGGAAUGUUAAUCGUUCCCAAGGAACGGCAGGUACCCAAAUAG